Messenger RNA from Adineta steineri, 975 nucleotides. NCBI's taxonomy places the organism in Eukaryota, Metazoa, Rotifera, Eurotatoria, Adinetida, Adinetidae. The record is from the annotation of a GenBank genome assembly.
AUGAAUAUCGAUGAAGAUAUUAAUCCAUUUGCUGAUCCAUCAAUUCAGCAAGCAACACAGCAGACAUUUACAAAUCAACAAACACUCAAUGAUUAUAAUCCAUUCGGGAAUACAACUGUUGGAUCAAAAGUACAGUUGAUUGAACCAACACAAAUAAAUGCAACACCUUCUUUGCCAGCUAGUCAACAACCGCCGGCAUAUGCAACAGCAACAAUACCUAAUACGAUUCCACAAACGACUCGUGUUGAUCUUACUCAGCUUGAACGACAACAAGCAGAACUUGAACAACGUGAAAAACGUCUUAUGGAACGUGAACGUGAAUUAAGAAAUUCACAAGUUACACAUCGUGAUAAAAAUUUUCCACCGUUACCAGCUUGGUUUCCACUUCGACCAUGUUUUUAUCAGGAUAUCAAUGUUGAAAUCCCACCUGAAUUUCAAAUAUGGGUUCGUUAUCUUUAUUAUCUAUGGUUAUUAUAUGCGGGUACAUUGGCUUUGAAUAUAAUUGCGGCAUUUGCUUAUCUUAUGGUUGAUAAAAAUGGUGUAUCUACAUUUGGUUUAUCCAUAGUAUAUUUUAUACUAUUUAUUCCAUGCUCGUAUGUUUGUUGGUUUCGACCAAUCUAUCGUGCAUUCAGAUCUGAUCGAUCUGUUGAUUUUAUGAUCUUUUUUUUUAUAUUCUUCUUUCAAAUAUGCAUAUCCGUUUUCAUGAUAUUGGGUUGGCAAAAUUCAGGUUUUUGUAAAAUUAUUGUUGGUCUUAUUGUUAUGAUUGUUACAUUAAGUUUUGGUUUUAUUGUUCUUGCUGAUGCUUUGUUAUUAAUUAAGGUUCACCGAUUAUAUCGGCAAUCCGGUGCUACACUUGAACAAGCUCAACGAGAGUUUCAAUCGGCAUUUGUAAACAAUCCAACUGUACGUGGAGCAGCUCGUGAAGCAGCUACAGCUGGUAUUAAUGAAACACUACGUAGUAGUAGUUACAAAUAA